UCUGAGCCACCGUUAAACGCCACCUAUCGUUGAAAAUUGUUAGCCAUAUUUGUCAAAAUAAGUCCAAUUCAUCUACAAAUAUUUGAAAAACAAUUAAAUAUAAGUCGAUAUAAAUAGCCAUCGCCAUAUAUUUUAAUAUGAAAACAUUCUCAACUGUCCAGGGGACAGGAUAUGGAAUACAGAAGUGUCGUGUAUAACGCAGCCCGUGACGGUAAAUUAAACCGUUUGAAAAUUUUCCUUGAUCACAAAUCAAAAGAUGUCGUACGCCAGUUGGUCCAGGCAACGACAAAUGGGGCCACACCAUUGAUUAUGGCGGCCAGAAAUGGCCAUUUUGACGUGGCGAAGUAUUUGAUAGAACAGUGUGAAGCAGAUUUAGAGCAAGUUGGAUCAGUGACAUUUGAUGGUGAAACUAUUGAAGGUGCUCCGCCUUUAUGGUGUGCAGCUGCAGCGGGCUAUCUCAAUAUUGUGGAAUUUCUAGUGACAAGAACAGCAUCGGUUAAUAAAACAACAUUAACUAAUUCGACUCCACUGAGAGCAGCAUCCUUUGACGGACAUUUUGACAUUGUAAAGUUUCUUGUAGAAAAUGGUGCAGACAUUGAAAUUGCAAACAGGCACGGCCAUACUUGUCUGAUGAUAGCUUGCUAUAAAGGUCAUCAUGACAUUGCUCGAUACCUUCUUCAAAAGGGAGCAGAUGUUAACCGGAAGAGUGUUAAAGGUAACACUGCCCUGCAUGAUUGUGCUGAAUCAGGGAGUCUUGAUAUAAUGAAGCUCUUGCUUGAGUACAAUGCACAAAUGGAAAAAGAUGCGUAUGGGAUGUCACCGUUACUAGCUGCAGCAGUGGCCGGAUAUGCAACCAUUGUUGAAUUUCUUAUAGAGAGAAAUGAAUGUACAAGGGAAGAGAAAAUAGAUGCCCUAGAACUUCUUGGUGCUACAUAUGUCGAUAAAAAACGAGAUAUGCUCGGAGCUAUUCUCUUCUGGAGACAAGCAAUGGAGGAAAGAUUUGCGGAUGAGUUCCAUGCAGUUUUAAAACCUGAAAGAACUUCAAGUAUCGCAGCUUAUGAGAAUUCAAAGGAAGUGGUUUCUAUAGAUCAACUUGAUGAGUUAAUUUCUGACCCAGAUGACAUGAGGAUGCAGGCAUUACUUGUAAGGGAGAGAAUUCUUGGACCCGCUCAUCCUGACACUUCAUAUUAUAUCAGGUAUAGAGGGGCUCUGUAUGCGGACAUGGGCAAUUUUGAUCGCUGUAUUCAGUUAUGGACGUAUGCGCUCGAUAUGCAGCAAAAUGUACUUGAACCACUGAGUCCGAUGACCCAGAGCAGUUUCUUAUCCUUCGCAGAGUUAUUCUCUUUUAUGACAACUGAAUGGAGGAAUCGUCCUGCGCAUCCAGUUCCUUUUAAAGAUAUUAUGGCUGUUUUAUUAAAAGCUGUAUGUGAGCUUGAACGCGGGCAAAAACAUUUGACGACAAUGGAAGCAUCGGAAAGAGAUACAACCAGUGUGAACCGGCUACUUGUGAUAAUAAUGCAUAUAAUAUGUUUGAUGUGUAGAUUAAAGAGAAGUCUAGACAAGCAAGAAGAAGAGAAAUUUAAAAAGACUGCAUACAAUUUAAUCAAGAUGAAACCGACUAGUGCCAAAGGUCAGUCCCCGUUACAUCUUGCAUGUUCAAAAGACACUACAAAUGUAGGCCGGUACCCGGUCUGUUCAUUUCCAUCUCUUUCAGUGAUAGGACUUUUACUCGAAGUAGGCUGUGAUGUAAAUGCAGUAGAUGCAGAAAAGAACACUCCGUUGCACGUAGCUGCAGCGAAUAAACCAUGUAAAGCCGAAGUGUUUGCUCUGCUUCUAAAGCAUGGCGCUCAUAUAGAUGCUUGUAAUGGAGAUAGAAAAACCCCUAUGCAACUUAUUCGAGGAACAACUAUAUAUGACAUAGCUUCUCCUCUGGAAUACACAACCCUGCAAUGCUUGGCUGCCAGAAAAAUCGUGAAGUGUGCUAUCCCAUAUCAAGGAUUCAUUCCAAAAAGACUCGAACAGUUUGUGGAGAUGCACUGAUCAGUUUAACAAGACUAUGGAUGUACACAAUGUCUUUCUUUUACAUUACAGUUUCGAUUGCAGUCCUUUUAUAUAUACAUGUAUAUUAUAAGGGUGCAGUAGUAACAUAAAUAUGUAUUUGGCUUUAUAUCAUCUUAAAACUUAGUAUUAUUUAAUUGAUUAGCAAAUCAUUAAUCAUGAUACUGUAUUACUACACGAUAUUGUCUAUUAAGUUAAGUCACAUAUUGAGACAUAAGUGUUUUAAAGUACCAACUCAUAUGAGUCUUCGAUUUCAUGUAGAGUUAUGAUUAUCCAGAUAUCCUGAAUUUUCAGAAAUUAUCAGAUAAAUAAAAGAAAUGAAAUGAAAUGUGAAUACAGAAUAGAUUUAUUUUAUUGUUUCAACAUCUUUUUUUUCAUGUAUCGUAAAAAUUAUAAUUGACAGGUCUGAAUUUCAUUUUCAAAUAAGUGAUGUGAAGCUAAGUAGAAAUUUUCUAAAAAGCAAAAUAGCCACAUACAGUAUAUUUUUGUAUUUGUGUAAAAGAAUGAAUGUUAUUGUUACAAAUAGAAAUUUAAUUUCUCAAAAAAUGUAUAUAUAUUCCUCCACCCAGCCCCAAUCCCAACAGGAAAACAUACUUCUCAGCUGCCACUGUUUUUUCAACCUUACAUGUACAUUUCCCUAAAUUUGGAGGUAUUUAUUUAGUUUUGAAAGGCUUGACUGGCGAAAACAACAGGUGUGUAUUGAAUUGUCUUUCUUCUGCACUUUGCUUGAUCAAAAUUCUACCUCUUUCAAUGUCUGCCUGAUUAUAACAAAGAACUGGUUUAGUACAAAUUGUCCUCGUUUGCAAGUUAGAAAAUGCUUUAAAAUAAUUCUCUUAUCUUAUAAAUGCAAUGCACGGUAGGUUUGAUUUUCUGUUAAUUUAUGAUACAUGUAGAUUUUCAUACAGAUUUUGUGGCCAGGUCAUUAUUUUAUUUUAUGUUAUAUGAUUAGCCAUAUAAAUUAUCAUUUCUUCAUGUACAAAUUGUGAUUAUCUUAUACUAAAUGAACAUUGGACUUAGUAAAUGUACAUCAUCUACAUGCAUGUAUGUAACGUUUUAGAAAUGUUUGAUAAAAUACACAUGUAAUAAUCAUGGGCAAACUUUUUCAUUUUUUUAUUCCCCAGAAGUUCAUGAUUUGAAUACUUAUAAAAACCAUCUCUUUAUAUAUUUAGAACUGAUAUUCAGAUAAAAAAAUUUAAUUAAAGGAGCUCUACUGAGGAAAAAAAAGCCAAAAAACAUAAAAUUUGAAAUUGUUAUGUAGAUCAACUAUUGCAUUUGAAUCUGAAAAAUCUGCAAAAAGAAAAAUACUCAGAUUUAAAUUAAAAAUAGAUCUGUAGGAUGAUACUUAGCUGGGUUUGAGUGAAAAACGUUGCAACACUUUUCAAUUUGUGUUCAUUUUGCACGAUAAAAGUGAUUAUUUUGGGAAACAGAGUGAGGGAAUGAUCUGAAUUUUCACACAAGUUAUUAGCCCAGACAUACAUCAAGGGUACAAGAGCCUUGAAAAAAUAUUUUCAUUUCCUCUCAUGUCAAAAAAAACCUCGGUGGAGUCCCAUUUUGAUUAAGUUUUCAUGAUUUUUUUUUACCUUCUUUUCACUUUUACCCAUGAUUGUUAUAUGCAGUAGCAUAUGUAUGGGAAUUAUAACAUCUGAUAAAUAUGGAAGAGAGUGGUCACAGAAUCAUUAUUUUUUUCAUGCAAGAAAUGAGUGCGAGACAUUUUAUUUCAUUGAUUGAUACCGUCAUGUAAAAUUUCAUUUUCAGAUCAAUUUAACACUUAAAACUAAAACUUAAAGCUGCAUACUCCCAGAUCAGUGCAUACAGUUUUUGAAAAAUUCAUUCUUGACUAAAGAUAUGCAAGUAUCAUAAUCCACAUAAUUUAUGUAAUGCUAUAUAAUGGCAAUUAGAUUCUACUGAAAUUACAAUUUUUAUCAGUAUAUUGAUUCUCUGUUCAUAUUCAGUUGGAGGUGGUGGACGAUCUUUGGCUGAUUGGUUAAGGUCGUUGAAUUCAAACCACUUCCCCCUCACUGCUGUAGGUUUGAGCUGUACAAUGUUGGUGCAAUGUAAAACCCAACCAA
Ruditapes philippinarum (Manila clam) is the source of this 4127-nucleotide messenger RNA. Its product is annotated as protein fem-1 homolog C-like. The transcript has 2 exons. Bases 172 to 2040 code for a protein of 622 amino acids. The record is from RefSeq and is a predicted model, not a curated record. Gene Ontology annotation, molecular function: protein binding. NCBI's taxonomy places the organism in Eukaryota, Metazoa, Mollusca, Bivalvia, Venerida, Veneridae.